AUGCAGGAGGAUUGUUUGAUCCUGCUGUUUGAUACGAAGGAGGGAUGCCCUUGUUACGCGGAUGUACGAGAUGGGGUUGCUAAAUUGGGAGAUUUAUGGUUUCGUGUUUUAGAUUCAGCUGGCUUGGAAGCAGAGGCUUCGUCAGGUUCUGUUCUUGGCACAACAGCAGCAAUGACAUUGACGAGCUCCCAAUUUGCUCUCUUCCUAGUAGAUGUAAGAUUAGCCUUGUUAGCCCAUAAAAUGAGCACAGAAGACACGGCGGCCGCCAGUGCUACCGGCGUGGUGGUGGUGGAGUUGCCACUAGGAGAUGCCGCAGCCACAUUCAAUCUCGAGAAAGCAGUAUGCAGCCACGGGCUAUUCAUGAUGGCCCCCAACCACUGGGACCCACAGUCCAAGACUCUCCAGCGGCCCCUCCGCCUCAAUCUCGAUCCCCUUCACGAGGACCAUGAAGCUUCACUCAUGGUUCAAAUCUCUCACCCUAUUCACUCCCCUCACGUGCUUCGACUCUGCGUAUUUGACACCAGCUCUCUCUCCCCUCAACAUCAACACUCCCUGCUGGAUCAAGUAAGGAGAAUGUUGAGAUUAUCGGACGAAGAGAAUCGGAGGAUAAGGGAUUUUCAGGAAGUACACGAGGAAUCAAAAAACAGGGGGUUCGGAAGGGUUUUCAGGUCGCCAACGUUGUUCGAGGACAUGGUCAAAUGCAUUCUCCUUUGCAAUUGCCAAUGGUCAAGGACGUUGAGUAUGGCUAAAGCACUUUGUGAACUCCAGUUGGAACUACAGCUUCCCUUGUCUAAUGAAUCUCUUGUGUGUGCUGGUAAUGAAACUAUUUCUGGUUGUCAAACAGUUGAAACCAAUCCGUUUGUUCCAAAAACACCUUCAGGGAAAGAGUCGAAGAAAAACCCUGGAGUUCGCAAAUGCUCAAUCAACUUAGCGAACAGAUAUGCAGAGGUUAAAGAAACAGAAGACAAUGCUAACUUGGAAGAAAGUUGUGUCCAAAUUUCAGACCGUUCCCAGCCUUUAGGAGGGAAAGGAGUUUCCUCCUGCACUAAGAUUGGAAAUUUCCCGAGCCCAAGAGAACUGGCUUCCCUUGAUGAGAAGCUUUUAGCAAAACGGUGCAAUCUAGGCUAUAGAGCAGGUCGUAUAUUGAAGCUUGCUCGAGAAAUAGUUAAGGGUAGUAUUCGACUAAGAGAACUUGAAGAUGUCCGUGGUACACUAAGCUUGUCUGAGUAUGAUAAGUUGGCGGAGAAGCUGAAAGUUAUAGAUGGAUUUGGACCGUUUACUUGCGCUAAUGUACUGAUGUGCAUGGGAUUUUACCAUGUCAUUCCAACUGAUUCAGAAACUAUUAGGCAUCUAGAACAGGUUCAUGCCAAAAGCUCAACAAUUCGGGCAGUUCAAAGAGAUGUUGAAGUGAUUUAUGGGAAAUACGCACCAUUUCAGUUUCUAGCUUAUUGGUCAGAAGUGUGGCAGUUCUAUGAGGAAUGGUUUGGAAAGCUAAGUGAGAUGCCCCCUCCUGGUUAUAAACUUAUUACUGCUGCUAAUAUGAGGCCAAAAAGAAAUGGAGAAAAUAAGAGGAUUAAGAAUGAAUUAAUUAAUCAAACCAUGCUAGAUGCUGAAGAUGAAGAACGUGGUAAAUGUUUUUACGCUGAUGUUUUACCUCAGGCUGUAGCCUCUGGUGGUGUAUCAGGCUGCUUUCCUGGCAUAGCAUCUUGA
This is a messenger RNA of Fraxinus pennsylvanica, 1710 nucleotides long. The record is from the annotation of a GenBank genome assembly. Lineage: Eukaryota; Viridiplantae; Streptophyta; Magnoliopsida; Lamiales; Oleaceae.